UGUGAGUGUGCGUGAUGGGUCGGUGUGCAGGAGGUACAUGCGGCGGGAUGCUGGCCGAAGAAGUGCACAGCUGCUCCGGCCAACUGCGCUGCCAUAUAGACACUGAUAUCAAGUAGGAUGAGGUAUAAUCAGCUGUCCCGCUAUAUUGUCCUACAAACAUCAGCAUGCAAGAGUCCGGACACAUCAAGCGUGACCGCCUCCUGUCCUGACAGCCCGGCUGCUGCGCGGUCUGCACCGUGACGGAGACGUUCGCUGUCCCCCGGUUACCGACGGGGUCUCAUCCCUCCUGCAGGCUGUCUGUCUCUCUCUCUCUCUCUGGACCAUACAUCGAUUUUACUCUCGCCUGUAUUUAGCGUUGAUUGACGUGCGUGACAAGAAAGGUGACUGAUGCUUUUCCUCUCUGUGGAUUUGUGAGAUCACCUUUGCGGUUCACCUUGGAAAUUAAAUAAACAAACAAACAAACAAGAGAAAACGCAUGAAAGGUUGAUGGAUCACGUGCAGCAGAAACAAAUCAGCACAGACCCUUGUGGUCCCAAAGUGCAACACAGACCCUGUGCAUUCAAUGGUCCAGUCUUACCUCCACAGCUCGCAAUCCAGAAACCGCCUCCCAUCAGCCCAUCAGAGGUGCACAAGAAACAGUCUGGACUGAGCCCAGUUCAGGCUGCGGUUGCACCUAUGAAAGUGACAGAUCAAAUGCAGUCAGGCCAUGCAAAGUCUGGAUCCACUCCAGCAACACUGGCUAGUAUAAGUCGGCCCAGACCGACUGCUCUUGGGACUAAACCUGCUCCAAAGCCGACCCGAAUCUCAUUAGAACCCUCCAAGGAAAUAGAUUUGAUUCCAGUUUGCAUCCCAGGACCUCAGAGUCCCAACGUCCUGCCGCACUCCCCAACGCAGUCCUCCUUCCCUCUUCACAGUCCUCAACGUCCCCACAGCCCUCAGCCUUACCUGAGCCCCAAUGCCAGCCUUAGCCCCAAACCCAGCUUCAGUCCUCAGCCACAGAGGAGCCCCUCACCUGUGAGCACCACACAGAGCCAAGUGCAGUCUGAAAAGACAAGUGGAGAUAACAAUGACUUCAGGGUGUACAUCGUCACAUGGAACGUGGGCUCAGCUGUCCCGCCAGAUGACAUCACUUCUCUGUUCGGACCAAAUGUUUCAGAUGGGAGUGUUGACAUGUUUAUCAUCGGACUUCAGGAAGUAAAUUCCAUGAUAAACAAGCGGCUGAAGGAUGUUCUUUUCUCAGACCAGUGGACCGAGCUUUGCAUGGACACACUCAGUCCCUUUGGAUAUGUUUUGGUGGCGUCCCAGCGAAUGCAGGGAGUGCUGCUGCUGGUCUUCUCUAAAUUCUGCCAUCUUCCAUUUCUCAGAGGUGUGCAGAGAGAGAGUACACGCACAGGACUUGGGGGAUAUUGGGGGAACAAAGGCGGUGUCAGCGCGAGGAUGACAAUAUUUGGCCACCCGGUGUGCUUCCUCAACUGUCACCUGCCAGCUCACAUGAGGAACCUGGAGCAGCGGAUGGAGGACUUUGAGAGUAUCCUGCAGCACCAGCAGUUUGAAGGAGGGACGGCCACUGGUGUACUGGACCAUGAUGUCGUGUUUUGGUUUGGGGAUUUAAAUUUCCGCAUUGAAGACUAUGACAUCCAUGUGGUGAAAUGUGCCAUCGACAGCAGUAAGCUGCCUCUGCUGUGGGAGCGAGAUCAGCUCAACAUGGCUAAAAACACAGAGUCCAUCCUGGAAGGCUUCAUGGAGGGACCACUAAAAUUCCCACCUACUUAUAAGUUUGAUGUGGGCACUCACACGUACGACACCAGUGCUAAGAAGAGGAAGCCAGCCUGGACAGAUCGCAUCCUCUGGCGCCUCCGUCGCACUGGCUCCCCAGUUCCUACCCACAAUGCAGCACUGCAGCGGGGUCUCACUUCGUGGUUGGGUGGGGCAACUAAAGUGACGCAGCACACGUACCGAAGUCACAUGGGCUACACCAUCAGUGACCACAAGCCUGUUUCUGCUCUGUUUACACUGCAUUUCCCAUUCAAGGUGGAUAUGCCACUGGUGGAGCUGCAGGUAAACAAGGAGUGGUGUAAAGUCUCUGAUGCCACAGUCAGGUUCACUGUGGCAUCAACUUAUCAGCGCAGCUCAUGGGACUGGGUCGCGAUAUACAAGGUUGGAUUUAGACAUCACAAAGAUUACCAGGCAUACGUGUGGGCCAAGGGAGAGCAUGUGACACAGGUGACAUUUUCAGAGGAGGAUUUGCCAAGAGAUGAUUGUGAAUACAUCCUGGGUUACUACAGUAAUAAUAUGAACAGCAUUGUUGGACUGUCAGCACCCAUUCAGAUCACGAUUCCAGUCCACAGCCCCACCGCGCGGCGCUCCGACAGCUCAGACUUAAGCUCUGAGGAUGACAGCACCUUGGUUCUGCUGGCUCCAGACUCCCGCAGCCCGAGCCCUAAAACCAGCAAACACCACCAUAGCACUCGCCGUAGCCGCAGCCCUGCUGUUCCAGCUCUUUCAUCCAAACCCCUCCCGUCCCUGCAGGGCCUCAGCCUCUGCCCCCGCUCCAAAGAUGCCCAGAAUCGUAGUCGCUCACCCUGCUCUGCCGCUAAGAAGGAGCGACUGGUCUCCCCUGACGCUAUUGCGUCUCCCACCAUCAGCCCACUCAGUCCCCGAAGCCCCGUGUCUCCAGGUGGCAGCGUCACCGUACCAGAGGCUCUGAUCGCUGCCAUCUUAGGGGAACACAGACCAGCUCAGGUUAGCCCCACAGGGGUCAAACAGAUAGGAAAAGCAGGGGAAACAGACACUUCAUAGAAUAUAAAACAUCAAUAGAUCAAAAAGGAGGUUCAGUGAGGAGAACGAUGGCAAUACCCAUGCAUCCAGAGUCUGAUCUGACCCCUCACUGUCACUGUGCUCGUAGAAGCAGCACAUUUAAUGACUGGUAAUGUAGUUUGCAAACAUUCCGCCUUGUAGCCCUGCAGCUCUCUGUUUCUGAAUCUACCAUCAUCUCAUACACUGUGUGUAUCUCAGAGUCAAAGAUGUGUCUGGACUCCCAGUGACAAGUGCUUUUAUAGACUCAUAAGCUAUAUCAUACGUAAACAAACAUAUUGAAUGUGAAACCAAAGUCAGAGUAAAUCUGUGGCGGAUGUGACCAGUUAUUAUUGACAGCAAUAUGGAUCCAUGUAAACAGUCUUGUAUCAAAGUAAGGACCCUGGAUCUGAAGUAUUGAUGGUAUCAAAGUCCACAACAGAGAGAGUGUGUUUGUUUGUGGCUGUGUGUGAGUGUGUGUUUGUGUGUGGGGGGUGUUUGUAUAGGCUUAUGUGUUAAACCAUAAAUUAAAAGUGUGAAAUAUAGUGUAAAAAUUUAACUCUAUAGUUCUUGGUCUGUAUUCAUAAAUUGAAUGUAAUGUUACCAAGAGUAGCGAAAGAGCAUUUUACCACUUCAGUCAAUCUACCAUUUACAUGUGACUGUGUGACUUGAAAAGUAAUCCUCGAUCAAUGGUCUUAUUCUUAGCAGCUUUGUGAAUACAGCCCCUGUUCUAUAGAGCUCAGUGAGUGGAUGUUUAGGCUAAUGUGUUUCAGGUUUUGCUUCAAGGAAAACAUUGUUAUUUGAUUGUGUGAAUGUGCAAAUAAAAAGAACAAA
Thunnus maccoyii (southern bluefin tuna) is the source of this 3627-nucleotide messenger RNA. RefSeq names its product phosphatidylinositol 4,5-bisphosphate 5-phosphatase A (gene inpp5ja). Gene Ontology annotation, cellular component: ruffle; plasma membrane; cytoplasm. The transcript is spliced from 13 exons. The record is from RefSeq and is a predicted model, not a curated record. The coding region runs from base 487 to 2799 and encodes 770 amino acids. NCBI's taxonomy places the organism in Eukaryota, Metazoa, Chordata, Actinopteri, Scombriformes, Scombridae. Gene Ontology annotation, molecular function: phosphatidylinositol-4,5-bisphosphate 5-phosphatase activity; phosphatidylinositol-3,4,5-trisphosphate 5-phosphatase activity. Gene Ontology annotation, biological process: phosphatidylinositol dephosphorylation; negative regulation of peptidyl-serine phosphorylation.